Molecule: messenger RNA, 1903 nt
Organism: Numida meleagris (helmeted guineafowl)
Lineage: Eukaryota; Metazoa; Chordata; Aves; Galliformes; Numididae
Gene: SLC35B4
Product: solute carrier family 35 member B4
Exons: 10
Coding region: 194-1189 (331 amino acids)
Biological process (GO): transmembrane transport
Cellular component (GO): Golgi membrane; endoplasmic reticulum membrane
Molecular function (GO): UDP-xylose transmembrane transporter activity; UDP-N-acetylglucosamine transmembrane transporter activity
Source: RefSeq, a predicted model, not a curated record
GCCGCGGGGGCCGCUGGGAGUUGUAGCCCGGACCGUGACGGAACGGCGGUGACUGUGAACGUGCAGCGGGCGUAGAGCGAACUACCGGCGCCCGGGAGGAAGCGGGGGUGGUGGGGCCGGCAGCGGGGCAGCGGCCCGGGAGCGGGAUGCGGUGGAGGCCCGGGAAGGCCGCUUCGUUGCUUGGGGUUGCGCUAUGCACCCGGCCGUGGCGGUGUGCUUGGUGUUCUGCGGCUGCUGCAGCAACGUGGUGUUCCUGGAGCUGCUGGUCAGGGAGUUUCCAGGAUGUGGGAACAUAGUGACAUUCUCCCAGUUCCUAUUUAUUGCAGUGGAAGGCUUUAUCUUCGAAGCCAACUUCGGGAGGAAGCGGCCGGCCAUUCCAAUGAGGUACUACCUCAUCAUGGUGGCCAUGUUCUUCACUGUCAGUGUGGUGAAUAACUAUGCUUUGAACUUAAAUAUUGCCAUGCCGCUGCACAUGAUCUUCAGAUCAGGCUCUCUCAUAGCAAGCAUGGCUCUAGGUAUCAUCAUUUUGAAAAAAAGAUACAGUUUGCCUAAAUACACGUCCAUAGCCCUGGUUUCCAUGGGGAUCUUUACCUGCACUUUCAUGUCUGCAAAGCAAGUGGCAUCCGACUCCAGCUUGAAGGAAGAGGACGGACUCCACGUUUUCUUGUGGUGGCUGCUAGGUAUUGCUGCGCUCACCUUCGCCCUCCUCAUGUCUGCAAGAAUGGGGAUUUUCCAGGAGACGCUGUACAAGCAGUUUGGGAAGCACUCCAAGGAGGCCCUUUUUUACAACCAUGCGUUACCACUCCCUGGCUUUGUCCUCCUGGCCCCAAACAUCUACCACCAUGCAGUUCUCUUCAGCCAGUCUGAGCCAUUCCAAAUCCCGGUGAUCGGGCUGACCAUGCCAAUCAUGUGGUUCUACCUCCUCAUGAACGUCAUCACUCAAUACGUCUGCAUACGGGGCGUCUUCAUCCUCACCACGGAGUGCACCUCCCUCACCGUCACGCUGGUGGUGACGCUGCGCAAGUUCGUCAGCCUCAUCUUCUCCAUCCUCUACUUCCGCAACCCCUUCACGGCCUGGCACUGGUUGGGCACUGCCUUCGUCUUCGUGGGGACUCUCAUGUACACGGAGGUGUGGAACAGCCUCGGGCCCCUCCUGGCCCGCUGGAGGAAGAGGCCGAAGGAGGAGUAGCAGCUGGGGACUCUCUGCAGGGACCUUUUUAUUGUUUUAUAGAGCAGAGCAGCAGGAAAUGCCCCCGAGGGGGGGGUCGUUUUUAUAACACAGGGGAGGUGCUGGCUGUGCCAAGCUCCUGGGAAACAUGGAGCCUCUGCUGGGAACCUGCCUGGAAUGGAUCGUGGUGGGAGGAUACGGUUAUUUUUGAGAGGGUGCAUUUUCUAUGCAACCCCUUUUGCUUCCCCCCACUUUUAUUUUUUUUCCUUCACGUAUAAAUAACCUUUUUAAAGGAAUUUAAAAGCUGACCCUGUUCUUGAUUAGGAUCCCAGCCUUGUUGAGCUGGACGCUGAGCCCAUUUGGUGCCGUCCUUUAACGGCCAGGUUACUGUAGCAGAUGGCUGUGCCCCAGGGAACUGCCAGACACUGCUGUUUGUGCAGAGGGUUUUUAGUUACACUGGAAAUGCCAGGCCUGGCUGUUAACUCCAGUCCUUGCUGCCUGAUCCUACCACUUUUGCUAGGAGGACAUCGGUAACAUCCAUAGCUACCACGUUCUCCAGGCUGCCUGGUAGACUCUCUACCAGUGAAUAGCUUUGGGGACUUAUCUCCAAGCCACCAAGCUCCUGUCACUUAUAUCAAGACCCACUUUGGAGCCUAGGGGAAAGAGUUGGUAAGGGGAGAGAAAAUAGCACUGCAUCACUUUUUCUGGGAAAUGGGAAAAUACUCUCAAGGCUUA